This is a messenger RNA of Polyodon spathula (Mississippi paddlefish), 4362 nucleotides long. Its product is annotated as symplekin-like. Lineage: Eukaryota; Metazoa; Chordata; Actinopteri; Acipenseriformes; Polyodontidae. Gene Ontology annotation, cellular component: mRNA cleavage and polyadenylation specificity factor complex; radial spoke. Gene Ontology annotation, biological process: cilium assembly; cilium movement involved in cell motility. The transcript is spliced from 22 exons. The record is from RefSeq and is a predicted model, not a curated record.
AUGAUAGAACGCCGGCAGGGCAGUCCAGGUACACUCCAAUCCGGGAGGACAGCGGGGCGUUUAUUUCAGACGUCUGGAGUAGGUGGGCGCAAGAAAGUGUUUCGAUUGGCUGAUGUGAUCCAGCCCCUGUCGGAGGCUCAGGUUGAGAAGCUGACAAGCAUGUCAGUCAAGCGCAUUCUCCAAUCGGAGAAGGCCAUCGCUCGCAGUGGGAUGUCCCAUGUGCGUGUGAAGAUCCUGUCCCGUCUGGUCACUCAGUUCGAGGGCAGCAUGAAGGCGGAGGUGCUGGACUUCGUGCUGGAGGACAUUCGGAACCGCAGCGACCUGGCCUUCGCCCUGCUCUACCAGGAGUACAACGCGUACUUGAGCGACUACCCCUCUGGCUCCCUGGACAGCUACGACGAGUGUCUGAUCGGACUGCUGUCCGGGCUGCAGGAGAAACCCGACCAGAGGGAUGGGUUGUUUACAAAGCUGGUGCUGGAAGCUCCGCUGAUAACAGAGACAGCCCUGGAAGUGAUCCGCAGAUACUGUGAGGAUGAGACCCGUGUGUAUCUGGGGAUGACCACACUGCGAGACCUGAUCUUCAAGCGCCCGUCCAGGCAGUUCCAGUACCUGCACGUGCUGUUGGACCUCAGCUCCCAUGAGAAGGACAAGGUGCGCACACAUGCACUGACCUUCAUUAAGAGGAUGUACGAGAAGGACCAGCUGCGUGAUUACAUCGAGAAGUUUGCCCUGAACUACAUGCAGCUGCUCGUCCACCCCAACCCUCCGUCGAUGCUGUUCGGGGCCGACCAGGAUACAGAGGUGGCAGCCCCCUGGUCGGAGGACACGGUGAAGCAGUGUCUGUACCUGUACCUAACUCUCCUCCCCCUGAGCCACAAACUGAUCCAUGAGCUGGCGUCGGUCUACACAGAGGCCAUCGCUGACAUCAAGCGCACUGUGCUGCGGGUCAUUGAACAGCCUAUUCGCGGCAUGGGGAUGAGCUCUCCGGAGCUGCUCCUGCUGGUUGAGAACUGUCCGAAGGGGGCGGAGACCCUUGUGACCCGCUGCCUGCACAUCCUCACUGAUAAAGUCCCCCCGUCCCAGGAGCUGGUGAGGCGUGUGAGGGACCUGUACCAGAAGAGAGUCCCGGAUGUGCGCUUCCUCAUCCCAGUGCUCAACGGGCUGGAGAAGAAAGAAGUGAUCCAGGCCUUGCCCAAACUAAUCAAGUUAAACCCAAUCGUGGUUAAGGAAGUAUUUAACAGACUCCUUGGCACACAACACAGUGAAGGCAGCUCAACAGUGUCCCCUUUGACCCCGGGAGAGCUCUUGAUAUCACUGCACAACAUCGACUCCACCAGGUGUGACAUGAAGAGUAUUAUAAAAGCCACAAACCUGUGUUUCGGGGAGAAGAACGUGUACACGUCAGAGGUGCUGGCUGUGGUGAUGCAGCACCUGAUGGAGCAGAGCCCGCUUCCCAUGCUGCUGAUGAGGACGGUCAUCCAGUCUCUCACCAUGUAUCCCCGGCUUAGCGGCUUCGUCAUGAACAUCCUGUCCCGCCUCAUCAUCAAGCAGGUGUGGAAGUACCCCAAGGUUUGGGAGGGCUUUAUCAAGUGCUGCCAGCGGACGAAGCCCCAGUCGUUUGCAGUGCUGCUGCAGCUCCCCCCUCCACAGCUCAGCAGUGUUUUCGACAAAUGUCCAGAGCUGAGGGACCCCCUGCUGGUCCACGUCCGCUCCUUCACCCCACACCAGCAAGCCCACAUUCCCAGGUCCGUCAUGACUGUCCUGGAGGCGAACCUGAAACCGGAUCCGGAACCUCCAGAACCCAAGGAGCACGACGAGCCGGAGCCCCCUGGUGGAGGGGGGGCACCCCGGGCCACGCUGCCGGACGUCAUGGCAGCUCGGCUGGAGCAGGAGAAAGAGCUGAAGAGGCAGCUGGAGGAGGAGCAUCAGCGAGUGAAGGGGCAUCCAGCAGAGCCGGGGGGCACAGAGCUGGAGGAGGCAAUGGAGCUGCGAGAGGAGGGGGCUGCCAAUGAGGACAGCGCCCUGAUUCUCGACUCCAGCCAGGAGGAUCCCGCACUCGGCAUGAAGGACAACCAAACAGAAGCCGUAAACAAUGAAAUUCUGGAAGACAGUGACAAAUUAAUCCUUGACCAAGUUGAACCAAUGGAAGAGCCCCUUGCAGACUCUAGUCCCACAACCUCCCAGUCGCAGGAAGCCAUGGAGCAGGGUGAAGGAGGAGACUUGCCGGAGGACCUCUACUGUAACGAGAAUCCGAAAAAGGAGAAACAAAUGGAAGAACCCGAGGUGCUCAAUAACCAGAGGGAUCUGGCAACGAGUAACGCCAAGGCGUACCUGCUGAAGAACAGUACGAAGUCCAACAUGAAUCUCUAUGACCACCUGGCUCGGGUUCUGAACAAGAUCCUGGAUGAGCGUCCAGAGAACGUGGUGGACAUGUUUGAGGAGCUCAGCAGGGACAUCAAGAGGUCUCAGUUCUCCAAGAAGAUGGACACCCUUCGCGACGAGCCCGAGAGCUCCGCAGCCUUCGAUCUCGCUGAGAUUCAGAAGAUGCUGUUCGGCAAGGGGGGAGCCGAGGGAUCAGAGGGGCAGGAGGAAGAGCUGGUAGAGACCCCGCUCCCCAACGUAAUGGAGCUGGCGUUCUACUUUGAGCAGGCUGGGGUAGGUCUCAGUCGGGAGGAGACGUACUGUAUCUACCUGGCUCUCAAACAGCUGGUAGACAGCCAGCCCUUGCAGAAAUGUCGCUUCUGGGGGAAGAUCCUGGGCACGCAGGGCAACUACAUAGUGGCAGAAGUGGAGUACCGAGAGGGGGAGGAGGAAGAGGAGGAGGGGGGCGAGGAAGGCAUUCAUGAGGCAGAGAAAGAUUAUGGAAAGGAUGAUGUUGAGGACAAAGAAAGGCAAGAGGACUUAGACCCGCUCCCGAAAUCCAACUACAAACCGCCCCCUGUCGUCCCCAAAGAGGACAACCACACUGGGGUGAACAAGUUCACCUACUUUGUCUGCAGUGAGCCUGGGAAGCCCUGGAUCAAGCUGCCGCAGCUGACACCAGCACACAUCGUAGCUGCCAGGGAAAUCAAGAAGUUCUUCACAGGCCACCUGGACACCCCAAUUGUCAGCUGCCCACCUUUCCCUGGAAACGAGGCCGCCUACCUGCGGGCGCAGAUCGCCCGGAUCUCAGCGGGCACACACAUCAGUCCACUGGGGUUCUACCACUUCGGAGAGGAGGAAGGUGAGGAGGAGGAGGAGGCUGUGAGGGACAGCUUUGAGGAGAAUCCCGAUUUUGAGGGGACCCCCGUUGGUGAGCUGGUGCAUAACUCAACCUGGGUACACCACGUGCAGCACAUCCUCCCACAGGGCCGCUGUGUCUGGGUGAAUCUAGCACAGAAGAAAGAAGAUGAUUUUGAAGAGGGGGAAGAGGAAGAGGAGAAGGAGGAAGAACCAGAUGAGCCUGAGCCUGAGGUGGGACCUCCCCUCCUGACCCCCGUGUCUGAGGACGCAGAAAUCAACAAUACGCCUCCAUGGACAGGAAGGCUCUCUUCGGAUCUGAUUCCGCAGUAUGCAGUAGCUGUUAUGAAAUCAAACCUCUGGCCAGGAGCUUAUGCUUUUGCAACUGGAAAAAAGUUUGAAAACAUCUACCUGGGAUGGGGCCACAAGUACAGCGCUGAGAACUACAGCCCCCCUGCACCUGCGCUGCUGCAGCAAGAGUACCCGAGUGGCCCCGAGAUCACGGAGGUGGACGACCCCUCUGUGGAGGAGGAGCAGGCUCUCAAGGCAGCGCUGGAGGAGCAGAAGGCAGCCAUGGAGGAGAUGGAGGACAUGGAGGAGGAGGAAGAGGAGGAUGACUGACCUCCCCAGUCACCCAGCUCCACCACCACCACCAAUCAGACUGACCUCCCCCAGUCACCCAGCUCCACCACCACCACCAAUCAGACUGACCUCCCCCAGUCACCCAGCUCCACCACCACCACCAAUCAUCAGACUGACCUCCCCAGUCACCCAGCUCCACCACCACCACCAAUCAUCAGACUGACCUCCCCAGUCACCCAGCUCCACCACCACCACCAAUCAUCAGACUGACCUCCCCAGUCACCCAGCUCCACCACCACCACCAAUCAGACUGACCUCCCCCAGUCACCCAGCUCCACCACCACCACCAAUCAUCAGACUGACCUCCCCCAGUCACCCAGCUCCACCACCACCACCAAUCAGACUGACCUCCCCCAGUCACCCAGCUCCACCACCACCAAUCAUCAGACUGACCUUCCCCAGUCACCCAGCUCCACCACCACCACCAAUCAGACUGACCUCCCCCAGUCACCCAGCUCCACCACCACCACCAAUCAGACUGACCUCCCCCAGUCACCCAGC